AUGUCGACGUCGCAAGUCAGAAUUCAACUUAGCACAAGGAGCCCGGAUAUCGAGCUGCCCGAGGACACUGGCCCGAUCCUUGUGUCGACUGAGCUCCGCAGAUAUCAGCUCUCAACCCUCGUCAACCGUCUUCUCGAGACCGAACAACCCGUACCUUUCGAGUUCCUCAUCAACGGCCAAUUCCUCCGAACGUCGAUCGAUGAAUUCCUUACCGCCAACGGCAUCUCUGCCGAAACGACCUUGAAUGUUGAAUACGUACGCGCUCUCGUGCCGCCAUCGCACGUCGCAUCCUUCGAACACGACGAUUGGGUCAGCGCAAUCGACCUUCUCUCGAGCACAUCAGCAGCUGGAAAGUGGGCAGGCAAGAACUUUGCAGGUGCUGGAAAUGAACGUAUGGUGUCGGCGAGUUACGAUGGACUUUUGAGACUGUGGAACCAGAGCAAGGAGGUUCUCGCGACAAGUGGAGAUGGUGGACACAGCGGACCCGUCAAGAGCGUCAAGUUCCUGGAUCACUCGCGCCUGGUCUCGUCGAGUGUGGACCGCAGCGUCAGAAUCUGGAACUACAACGACAGAGAAAUCACGCCCAAGGUCGAGCUUCUGGGACACACGGCUUCCGUGGACAGACUGGCCGUACACACUCCCUCCCAGCGCAUCUUGACCGCCUCGCAAGAUCAUACUGUCGGAAUCUUCAGCAGCGACAUCAAGAGCAACCCCUCAGCACCUGCACAUCUCCUCCCCAACCCCUCGUCCAAGCGAAGGAAACCCAGUGUCACCGUACCUCAGCGCGGCGCACUCUCCCUCCUGGCCGGCCAUACCGCACCCGUCUCAGACGUCACUUUCAAGCCCGACGAUGCCACAGUCGCCUACUCCACCUCUUGGGACCACACACUCAAGACCUGGGAUCUGGCUACCCACACCUGUGUCGAUACACGCGCUACCUCGCACCCGCUGGUCUCGGUAGCCGCUCUGCCACAAUUGAAUCUGGUCGCUGCAGGAACCACCGCUCGUCACAUCUCUCUCAUCGAUCCUCGCGCUUCCGCUACUGCAAUCGUCGCCAUGACACUACGUGGUCACAACAACGCUGUCGUGUCACUCGCACCCUCGCCUGACAAUGGCUUUGUCUUUGCAUCCGGAGGUCACGAUGGCAGUGUCCGUGUUUGGGAUGUCCGUAACGCCAAGGCCGCAAACGGCGGUGUCGAGGGAGGCAUGACCGGCGAAAGCAUCUUUCUUCUUGAGCGUGACGGUCAAGGCGAGAAGAAGCCCAUCGGCGGUGAAGGUAUCAAGGUCUUUAGUGUACAAUGGGACGAAGCAUGGGGCAUCGUCAGCUGUGGUGAAGACAAAAAGGUGCAGGUUAACCAGCCCAGGUAG
Messenger RNA from Aureobasidium subglaciale EXF-2481, 1368 nucleotides. RefSeq lists its product as uncharacterized. Gene Ontology annotation, biological process: ribosome biogenesis. The transcript has 2 exons. Gene Ontology annotation, cellular component: preribosome, large subunit precursor. Gene Ontology annotation, molecular function: protein binding. Lineage: Eukaryota; Fungi; Ascomycota; Dothideomycetes; Dothideales; Saccotheciaceae. The record is from RefSeq and is a predicted model, not a curated record. The coding region runs from base 1 to 1368 and encodes 455 amino acids.